Molecule: messenger RNA, 5810 nt
Organism: Ruditapes philippinarum (Manila clam)
Lineage: Eukaryota; Metazoa; Mollusca; Bivalvia; Venerida; Veneridae
Product: TBC1 domain family member 2B-like
Exons: 20
Coding region: 110-2983 (957 amino acids)
Source: RefSeq, a predicted model, not a curated record
UCUCACGCAACUGUUUGUCAAUUUUUUACUUUAGAGUGAUUUCCCUUAGAAAAAGCGGUGCGUUAUAUUUGUCUGUCGUGAAUUUAGCUUUCUGAAGAUGUAAACAAUAAUGGAGGAGGGAGGAGAUAAUCUUGAAAUAACAGACAGAAUUGAACAACUAGAGCUAAAAGAUGAUGUUGACAUCACUCAACAAGAAGAAAAUACGGUUGAAAUAGACAGCAAGACUAGUGAUAGCACAUCGUGUAGCAAUGAUAAUGAAGAAAAUACGAAGGAUAAUGAAACGAAAGAAUCCAAAAACCCGGAAGAGAGAUUAUGUGGAUGGCUGCAUCAACGUGCUAGAGGAAUAGGUAACCUGAAAACAACGAGGUUAAGAUGGUUUCAGUUUGGUGAUGAAAAUUGCAAGUUGUAUAUAUACAGAGAACCGCAAGAUUUGGUUCCUCUUGGAGAGAUCAAUAUAGGAACAGCUUCCUUUUACUUUGAUGCUGGAAACAGGGAUAAACAAGGACUUUUCCAAAUAAAAUCUGAUGGUAAGGAGAUUUUGUUGGAUGCAGGGAACCGUCACAACAUGAUGUACUGGUUACAGGCUUUACAGAAUAAGAGGAGAGAAUUUAACUUAUCUCGUGUCAAUGUGUCACAUGAUAGAGUUGGACAAUGGUCAAACAAGCGAGUCAGUAAUGCUGGAGGAUUGUUAUCCAAAACUACUGGCACAUCAGAACUUGGUAGUCAACCUUCAAUUAAUGCUAGUGACUUGCCAGAGAUUCGUGUUCCGGACUCCGACACCCACAGUAGCAAUAGUAGCCUGAACUCACUACCACCAGCAACCAGCAGACCUGCCAUGUGGGCUUUAAAUAAUUUGAAGGCAGAGUUUCAACAGAAAAUGUCUGGCAUCAAAUUUCCAGCAAAGCCAAGGAAAAAGAAAAAGAUUAAAAAAGCAGAAACAGUUGGGAAAUUUUCAAGGGACGGUCAUCAAAAAGAGUUCAGUGACAGUAUAUUUUAUUGUGACCUGAAAGUCCGCAGUGACAGUGACAUUUUAAGUACAUCAACUGCAAGUAUUAACUCUGUUGGUAGCUCAGAGCAAGUAAACUGUCUUCUGCUUGACAAUGAUGAAAAACCCAGGACUGGUUCACAACUUUCCACUGAAAGUGAUGAAAAGGAUAUGGAACAAACCCUAACUGCCAGAACUAACAGAAAUGUAUCAAGGAAUACAGGAAGUUGGACUGUGAUAGAUAAAAAUGAUGUUAUUUCUGAAGAAGGUGUGAAAGGAAAUAGCAGAACAAGUAAUAGUGAUUCAAAUGAGACAUGGAAGCCUUACACUUCUAAUAAUAGAAAUCAGGCACAAAAUGACCUUGACCCUGGUAAAUCAGGAAAGUUAUUCACAACUUUGAAGAAGAUGAGAUUUGGAAGAAGACAAAUAUCUGAACCAGGGCCAGCUCAUAGACUCCUGCCACAGACAAGAAGGGAGGUCUUUAAAAAUUUUCUCCCGACCUCCAUUACAUCUGAUCGGGGCAGAUUACGAAAAAUUUGGGAAAGAUACAAGGACAUAUGUCAAGGUUAUGAGCUUCAGCAUAAGUUCCUUACCAAGGAGAUACUAGAGCUAAAUGAUCUCAGGAAAGAUGACCUUGCUAAAGAGAAAAACCUCAUGAUGGAUUUUGCCAAAAUGCAGGCAAAGUAUUACCAGAUAAAGAGCAAGUAUUAUGUGUUGCUGAAGCAGAAGAAAGAACAGGGACCAGUUAGAGAGGGUGAAGAAGGCCAGGAAGUGGUGAAUCAGUUGUUAACAGAUGCCCUCGAGACGGAUGAUGAUGAUAUUGAGCUGCGUCUUACUGGAAGUGGUACAGUGUAUGACAAGUAUGGUUUCUCAAAGAAACAUUAUACAGAACAGACAGAUGAUGAUGAGGAAUUUGAUCCUUUAGUUAGCAAAGCUGCUGUGCUUGAAAAACAAUCUGAAGAGUUGCAUACCAAAGUCAAGGAAGCUGAUCAUGAUGCCUCUUUAAGAGUGAAAUGGGAGAAUUAUCUUGUUGGACGUGGUGGUAAACUACAGAAAGGUAACGAGUUGAAGACAUUAAUUAGACAAGGUGUUCCACAUGAGUUUAGGGAGGAAGUAUGGAAAGGGUGUGUGAAUAUCCACAUUAGUGAUUUAAGGGAGAUGAAAGGUGCCAACUAUUACCAGGACUUACAACAACAAAAAGCUUCCGCUAAAGGCUCUGACCCCUCUAUAAAACAGAUAGAACUAGAUCUCCUGAGAACACUUCCAAAUAAUAAACAUUACGAGUCAAUAGAGUCUGAGGGUAUACUUAAACUGAGGAGAAUAUUACUAGCUUUCAGUGAACACAAUAGAUUGAUUGGUUAUUGUCAGGGAUUGAACAGGUUAGCAGCUAUUGCCUUGUUGUUUCUCAAUGAGGAAGAUGCGUUCUGGUGUCUUGUUGCCAUUGUUGAUUAUAUUCUACCAGCAGAAUAUUUCAGCUCUACUUUGAUGGCAGCUCAGGCUGAUCAGAGAGUAUUAAAGGAUUUGGUACAGCACAAAUUACCAGCCGUGCAUUCUAAACUUGAAAGUAACCAAGUAGAUUUAUCAUUAUUUACAUUUAACUGGUUCCUCACAGUGUUUGUAGACAAUGUACCUACAGAAAUGUUUCUACGUAUAUGGGAUACAUUCCUUUAUGAAGGCAGUAAGGUGUUGUUCAGAUUUGCCAUUGCUUUCUUGAAGAAGGCAGAACAAGAAAUUCUGGAGCAAGAGGAUGGGCUGCAGCUUAACAGAUACUUGAGAACCAUUGGAGAGAAAAUGACAAACGUCAAACAAAUUUCUUCGUUUGCUUUCAAUUGGAUAAAUCCUUUCCCUAUGAGACUAUUGGCAAGCAGACGACAAUAUCAUUUACAAAUCAUCAAGGGUGAGUUAGCAGAACUAGACAAGUUACGACGUGGUGUACGAGAAGAAAGGGAAAAUAGUCGGACACAUGAUUAUUACAGUGAUGAUGAACUGGACAACUAAACUUUGACCUCUAAUAAUUCAUCAUGACCUUUGAUUAUGCUGUGAUGUUGUAUAAGCAUGUGUGAUUACAUGAUAAUGUAUGCAGGUUGAGAUAAUGAUGAUGAUUUUGAGUUUAAUAAAACAUAUCUUAAUACUCAAUGUUUCAAACGGUGCUAAUACUUAUUGUAUAUGCAUGUAUUUCUGACCUCUGGAUGCCAGUAAAGUAAAGUAUUUGUUAUUUAUUGUGUUCUGUAAGCUUUAUUUGUACAUAGAUUAACUUCAUGCCCAGAUAACAAUUUACAACAAUAUAUAAAAAAUUCAAUCGUAUGUCAGUGUACUAAAAGAAAAUUAUAUCAGUGUGUGAUGAUCCUGUUAUUUACAUGUAUAGUUAUCAUUUUAUGUAUAUGAUUACUUUAUGGGAGUAUAUGUUAGAACUGAUAGGUGUGUUACUGUGAUAUAGUGUAUCAAUAAUAAUGUUUUUAUAUCAUAGUUCAUCCUUAAAUUCCAUUUAAAUGACGAUUUUGAUGUUUUGAUUUAUCCCAAAGUUACAUGGCCUGUGAUAUGAUAUUUGCAAAUCAGAAAUACUGUCUCUCAUAUCUAUUUUACAAAAUAACAAACAUUCAAAACUUUGGUUGUUUUUUUUUUUCUAAAUAAGGGUGCAUGACUAUGCUUCAGUUUUGAUUAAUAUAAUUUCAUUAUCUAUUGCAUGUCAUCAUGACCUACAUUUAUACUACAGGAAGCUGUUGAAGCGAAAUGGUUAAGGUCAUAGUUGUAGGAACAUUAACUAUUGGUGCUAGAUACUUGAAAUAUUCAUGUGAGGAAACAUUAAGAUAGGUGAUUUUACCAUAGUGCCAUCUCUUGCCUUUAAUAAUUCACAGAAAGUUGCCUUACAUCUUCCUUCAACUUCCUUUUCAACUUUCCAUAUGAAUUGUUUUGAUUUAAAAAAAAUCCUGUUAUAAUUAAUAUGCAUCCACUAUUUCACUCAUGUUUUCAUUUAUAAAAUCUGUUUCAUGAAAUAUCACAAAGUUAUAUCAUAAUGAGACCUUUUUUACAUGUUUAUGUUUACAAUAAAUGUACAAUAUAUGAGAAUUUUUAGCUUACCUGUGCACAGAGUGCCAAAAGGUGACAACAUGAUGUCCAUUUUAUCCACAAUUUCUUUAAAUAGUAUAUCUUUAACUAAAUGGUAUAUUUUGAUCAAAAUUCAUUGGAAAUAUCCUUACUUGGAUAUCUUCAACAUUUUCAUGAAUGGUUCAAGUGAUGCACAAGUUGGUCACAGGAGCUAAAAAUAGAAAUGUAGUACUUAAUAAACAACAAUGCUUAGAGCUUAGGUAUCUAUUAUGUAACACAACUUUCUUGUGCAGAACUAGCUAAUCUAGACCUUUAUAUUUGGCAUGCCUGGUGUUCAUCUACUAAAAUUGUAUGAAAAUGACCGGCUCCAGUGUCAUAAAAUAAUCUACUUGUGCAUUGAAGAAUAAAUGACCUUUCUCGGGUUAGCGAUGUGGACUAUCAUGGUUCUCUUGUUUUAUAAGUCUGUAGUAUAUUGAUCAUAAAUUUUUGUAAAGGAAGAAAGUUAACCAUGACUUUUUAUUAGUGUGAGCUAUUGGUAUCAAAGGGGGAUACUCCGGCAUCCAUCAUCAUGCGUCAACAGUCAUCUUCUCUGAAACUGAUGGGCAGAUUUACCUAAAAUUGGUCUGUAGCAUCCUUGUGACCGUCACACUUAAAUUUGCUCAUGCCAUUUCAGUUGGCCCCUUUUAGGGGUCAACAGAGCUAAAAAUAGAAAAACCUUUAAACCUCUUCUUCUACUAAAUUAAAUGAUGGAUGAUCACCAAAAUUUGUCUGUAGCAUUCUUAGGUAGUCUUGUAUCAAGUUUGCUCAUUUUAAACUUGAUUGGCCCCUUUUAGGGGUCUCUAGAGCUAAAAAUAGAAAAAAACGUUAGACAUCUUCUUGUACAGAACUAAUGGAUGGAUGAUCACCAAACUUUAUCUGUUGUAUUCUUAGGUAGUCUUUUUUUCUUUUACUGAAAAGCAGUUGUUUCUGGUGAGUGACUCAGGGCCAUCAUGGCCCUCUUGUAUAUUAUUUUGAUGAUUAUUUUGCAAUAUCAAAGUUUUAUUUUCUGAUGGUUUGGUACAAAUAUUAUUUGUGUUUUGCUACCUAUGACUUAUUGUGUUAUACUUAGUAUAUUGUUACCUUGUACAGCAUUUAGUUAAGAUAUACAUGAUCUCCUGUCUCUUCUGUUAUAUAAUGAUGUUGUUGUUGUUGUAUAAACUGGAGCAAUGUCCCUAUUGCAUGAUAAACACACCAAAAAUUUGUAAAGUUUUUAAUGCGUAUUGUUGUUGAGUUGAGUUUAUGUGUUAUUUUAUCGUAACGUUUUAGUAGAUCAUUAAUGUACAUCUUUAUAUCUUAAGAUAUUAUUUCAUCUAAAUUUAUUUCAUUAUUAUAUAAAGUCAUACAUUUCAACAAACCAUUUCUGAAUACUAUUUACCACCUCUGUGUUAUCUCACCCUGGUCACAAAGCGAUAUUUAAUAGAGCUGUAUUUCAAGUCUCUGCCAUGGUUAAAGCAAAACUUUAUAAAAUUGCAGCCAUAUUAUCAAAUAAGAUUACAUAUGAUUGAUUUUGAUCUAUCUAGCUGAAUUUAACCAAGCGUGAAAUCACUUUAUAUCAUGCUCUUUGUGUCAUUAAUGACAAGUCAAUUAUGAUAAGAACACAUGAAUACAACUGUGCAAUAGUUUAUCUUAGUUAAAAGAUUCCUUGUUAAAACUUGAGAUAUGUUAUGGUAACAAUUUAUUGUUUUUAAAAUAAUGAAGAGAUGAUGUGUAUAUUGGAAAUAAAAGUUUGUGCAAGAUGGUA